Molecule: messenger RNA, 4959 nt
Organism: Oncorhynchus nerka (sockeye salmon)
Lineage: Eukaryota; Metazoa; Chordata; Actinopteri; Salmoniformes; Salmonidae
Product: transmembrane protein 222-like
Exons: 6
Coding region: 148-645 (165 amino acids)
Source: RefSeq, a predicted model, not a curated record
AUGGCUGCUACCAUUCAUUGGACACAUGGGAAUCUGCACCUCUUCAGGUAUCAUCCGUGACUUUGCUGGGCCCUACUUUGUCUCUCAGGACAAUGACCCAACACACCUCCAGGCUGUAUAAGGGCUAUUUGACCACGACGGAGAGUGAUGGAGUGCUGCAUCAGAUUACAUGGCCUCCACAAUCCUCCAACCUCAACCAAAUUGAGAUGGUUUUGGACAGCAGCGAGAAGGAAAAGCAGCGAGCAAGUGCUCAGCAUAUGUGGGAACUCCUUCAAGACUGUUGGAAAAGCAUUUCAGGAAGACAACAUGGCCUUUGGGAGACCAACAAAGUACUGGAUGCUGGACGUAGCCAAGGUGUAUGCUAGUGGCUCCAACGCCUGGGACACAGCAGUGCAUGACGCCUCAGAAGAGUACAAAAACAGAAUGCACAACCUCUGCUGUGACAACUGUCACUCCCAUGUGGCCAUGGCUCUGAACCUGAUGCGCUAUGAGAACAAGACCUCGUGGAACAUGAUCAACCUCUGUCUGCUCUCCCUAGUCCACGGAAAACACGUCAGCUGUGCAGGGUUCUUGAAGACCUGGCUUCCCUUCCUCAUGUUGCUGGGUAUUAUCCUGACUGUGGCUCUAACCAUUAACCUGCGGUGACCAGCCAACCAGGUGGGAGGACACAGCUUAAAGGGUGGUAAGGGGGAGGGACUCCUUGCAGGAGGGGGAUGGGGGUUGAGUGAGGUGAGAGCACACACGGGGAGGGGGGACCCCCUGCAGGUUGGAAGUUGAGGUGGGAGGUGUCACUCUACACCUACUCUGCUUGUGAGGAUCGAGUGGGAAAAAGACAUGGAACUGUGACAUCCCAGCAACAAACAAACCAAUGAGAGAAGGGCAAUAACAUCCUCCUCUCGACUUAACACAAAGCCUGCUUGUUUCUAGGACCAGGCAACCAAGCUUUCAAUGGUGGCGGAUGGCAAUUUAGAUUUUUGUUUAUUUUGGCAUUGAGGUUAAUUGUUCUUGAUGGACGGUAGCUUACUUAUAAAUGUUUUAAUCCCCCUCCACACACAUCCCAACCCCAUGCAAUUUAAUGCAGUUUUCAAAUGUUUUGAUUUUCAAUUAAGUCCUACUAUGGGGUGUAUAGACCCUCAUAAUUUCUAGGUAAUGGAUGAUGUUGCAGGUUCUGUAGACUAGAGGAGCGAUAAUAGUGGUGAAGGGGGCAGGGGUUGUUGUUUCUUUCAGGGGUAGUAGUCUUGUCUUCCACAGCGACAGCAGUAUCCAUCUCUUUCUCUCUGCCAUGCUGAAACAAACACCCACCAUCCAUCUAAUGACAUGGGACUGAUGAUGACUCCGUGCUUCCCAUACUCCAUCUUGAUGAUUGGAACAGAAAACAUGACAUUUCCCUUUUAAUGCCUUUAAAGGAAUGUGUUAUUGUGUUGACAUUUUAUACUUGUAUUGAUACAGUUCCUAUUUCUGCAACUUUUAAUAACCUGUGAUUCACCAAGAGUGAUUUGUUGUUACAAUUAAUUGAAUCUACUACAUUGGAGUGUAUCCAGGAUAAUAAUUCUCAAAACUCUGCUAUAAACAAGUGAUGCUUCAUAUGUUGUAUAAUAUCUAUGAGUCUAAUUUAACGGCUUGUAUCUGCAUUUUAUUAAAAUAUUUAUAUUUUUCUUAGAACUCGAUUGACAAUUAUGUUUAGACCUGUUUUAAUGAUGGCUCUUUUUGAAAUGGGAUUAUAUAUUUCAGAUAAUCUCAUUAAGUGUGUUGGAUUAUUUGGAUACUUCCUACAGUUGCCAUGGUAACCUCUGGAACCCUGGACUCAUAACUCUGGACUGCUGAUGGGAAUUAAAUGCAUGAUGUUCUGGAAUGCUGCAGAGUUCAUUUGUGUUCUAGAAUGUGAGCGUGCCAAAUGUAGAGCUUCCCGGUCCCUACAGGAGAGGGAUCACCGCUUUCUGAUCUGUUCCACGCGCAAACUUUAACCCCAAUGUGCCCCAGAAGAAAGAAGCCCCUCUGAAACCUGGCUCGGCCUGAGUUGACAAAUUGAAAGUAAUUCAUAUAGUUGGUGCCUGGAAAAACAUGGGUCUUCCUGGAUAACAUGUAUGUGCAUGAAUGGCUCAAUUUAUAUCAAACUUCAUUUUUAGACCGUACCAUCUAUAUUGAUUUUGUAUGUAGUAGCCUACUUUCAAACACUGGCUAAUCCUAGAUCAGGGGUUCCCAAACUCGGUCCCGGGGCCUCCCCUGGAUGCACGUUUUGGUUUUUGCCUAGCACUAAACAGAUGAUUCAAAUAACUAACAGAAUCAUCAAGCGUUGAUUAUUUGAAUCAGCUGUUUAGUGCUAGGGCAAAAACCAAAACGUGCACCCAUGGGGGGCCUCUGCACCGCGUUUGGGAAACCCUGUCCUAGAUGAUGGUUGGCUCACAAAAUCCAAUGACAUGGCUUUCUUUUGCGGUGGCAGGUUCAAAUCCCCUCAUUGUUUGAGUGAAAGCGCUGAACCUUUUCUUUUUAUCUGUGGAGCUGCCAGAAGCAGCAGGUAGCCUGCUGGCUCCUCCAGGUUUACACACCCUUGUCACACUACCGAGCUGGACUGAACCGAUGUACUGAGCUGGCCUGGUUACGCAUCCAGCAUAACGUGUAACCGUGCUGACUAAAAAUGACUGUGCCAGAACAGUUUGGUUCGUUUUGGGUUGGGUUGGCACAUUAGUGUUAGAAGCAUACAAGUCUUUGGCUUAAUAUCCUGUGGUCUCCUCCUGUGCCAGAGAAAGUUUCACUCCUGUCUCAGAUGAGAUUAGGACAUAGUGAAAUGCCAAUGCAUCUCUAUGCAGCCCUUUUCACAUUCCUGCUUCUUUCUCUCUAGUUGGACUUUAUUAUUUGAAAUUCCAGUAAAUGUGAUAUGUCGAUCUACUGCAAUAACCCCAAAUUGUAUGUAGAAAAACAAACAGAAAACCAUGUUUAGAUUUGUAUAGGAAGUCUUUAAAGAUCCUUUUGCUUUCCAUUACUUUCACAGUCAAGGCAGUUUUACACUACUUCUGUAGCUGUUGGUGAUUUUAUGUGAGAUGCCAAUUGUUUCCAGGGUAUUGACAUUCCUUUGGUGUGCUUAUGGCGUCUUUCAUCUUUCUUUUUCCUUUCAUGUUCAUGUGUAAAUAUUAGACCAAGUGCUUUUAUCUUCGGAUACUUGAUGAUAAAUCACACCUGUUUUUAAUGUUCUGUUUUAAUUUAGAUUGUAAAUGAACUAUCCUCCUUAAUUCCCUUCAUUUUCUACAAGCAAUACCAUAUGAUACAAUAUCAAAACUCAUCACUGUUCUGCAAUGAAGCAAUUUUGUGCCUGAAUGCAUGAGUGAGUGUGUGUCAAAAGAAGCGUGUGGGCGUGUACAUGCAUGACGACCGGUUGUGCAUGUCCUGGCUGCGUGUUCUAUGUCUUUGUGGACACACAACUAUUUUCUUGAAUCCUGUGGCUUUUUGGGGAAUUGACGAUAACUGCAUAUGAUAUUAGAUGGCUGCAUAUAACUUCCUUUAUAUACACUUAUUUAUUACCCAAAUUGUUAUCUAAAAUGAUGUAAAUGGAUAAAGGUGUAUAUAGUACAUAAUAGACUAGACUGUAAUGGACCUUUUUUAAAUAAUCCAUAGUUGACCCAAGUUUCCCAGUCUUGAUAUUAAUUGUGUCUACACUCUUAGACAAAAGGGUUCCAAAAGGAUGCUUCAGCUGUCCCCAUAGGAGAACCCUUUUUGGUUCGGCGUAGAACCCUCUGUGGAAAGGGUUCUACAUGGAACCAAAAAUGGUUCUUCAAAGAGUUCUCCUAUUGACAUAAGGUCAAUCUUGAGGGAAUCUUCUUUGAGUCCAAUAAGGAUGUCCAUAUGAUAGGCUCUCUGCAAGGUAUUGUAUAGUUUACCUAUCCAACUGACAAUCUCUUAGGCUUCUUUGAGUCCGAUAAGGAUGUCCAUAUGAUAGGCUCUCUGCAGGGUAUUGUAUAGUUUACCUAUCCAACUGACAAUCUCUUAGGAAAAAAUAUAAAUGAUCAGAACCAAGACUUAAAAAUAACUGAUAUUGGCACAAGGUGGAGGGAAUGUUGGAUCACAAGGUUACAGUUAACUAAAAUGAACGUAUUCAUAGAAUUUAUUAUACAAUAGACAGCAUUCACAAAUUCUACAGCACAAUGGCAAGAGUCAUGUCUGAAGUGUAACACUAAUAAUGACUCAAUAAUCCAUGCCUUCUGGGAAUGUUAAAGUCAGAAAGUUAUAGGCGGAGUUAAAGUUGGCUGUCAGAAGUAUUACAGUGUAAAUGUACUUUCAAUCUGUCUCUCUGUAUACUUUAAGACAUGGCAUACUGUAUGAGGGUGCAGUGAGAUACCCAAUGUGUUGGACCAUACUUUUCUCGCCAAUCAUCUUUUAAAAAAUUAUACUUAGACUGGAAAUCGACCAAUACUCUGUCAUUUAUGCAAUGGAAAGUUCAAAUGCUUUAUCUAAAUGUUGAAAGUGCGUGGGCUACAGAGAAACAAAAUGGUGCCGUUUGAGGCCAUGUGGCAUAAAGGGAUGUGGGCACUGGAGAUGGGUGUUUGUGCUAGUGGUUCUGGGCAGGUGUGAUGUAAUUGAUGUUUGUAUGAUGUUUUGUGUUUGUUCUAAAAAUAAUAAUAAUUAAGUUCUCCAGUGGGGACACCCGAAGAACCCUUUUAGGUUCUACAGUAGCUCUUUUUUUCAAAGAGUGUAGGAGGUGCCAUGUAAUAGUAAAGUAGAUUAAAACUAACAGCAGAAGGAUUGCACCUCCUUUCUGAUGUCAUUGGUGACUGAUAUUGUCGUUGAGUGAUGAGCAUCACCUGAGAUGCAGGAGAAUAGCUCUGCUCAGUGUUAACAAACCGACUGGGGCUUGAAAACAGUGCUUAAGUACCAAAAGUGGUCCCUGUUUUUUGUGUACCGUCAUCAAAUUGUGUACUAUGUCAUCCAUUUUGUAUGAUACACUAUAAAGAGUGCAUUCUGAAAGUA